Molecule: messenger RNA, 2213 nt
Organism: Etheostoma spectabile (orangethroat darter)
Lineage: Eukaryota; Metazoa; Chordata; Actinopteri; Perciformes; Percidae
Gene: nipal3
Product: NIPA like domain containing 3
Exons: 11
Coding region: 211-1359 (382 amino acids)
Biological process (GO): magnesium ion transport
Cellular component (GO): membrane
Molecular function (GO): magnesium ion transmembrane transporter activity
Source: RefSeq, a predicted model, not a curated record
CAAGGCGUAGCCUGAAACAGGUGGAAUGAAAUCCGGAAGUGAAAUGCGGCCGCUCGUCUCUAAAGAUGGUGUCUUCCUCGGUGUAAUGCCAGACAGACACAAAGGAAGGAGUGAUAAACACACAAUGUCACAGCGGCAACAUGAAAGACCUAGUAUUUGAGUGUCUGGUUACUGCCGAUAAUUAAUAAAUUGCCUCUGAAGGCGAACAAGAUGGAUAUCACCGGAGCCGACGGAGGAUACACGGAUAAUCUCAUUGGGACUUUACUUGCUCUUUUUGGAAAUGUGCUCGUCAGCAUCUCCUUAAGCAUUCAGAAAUACAGCCAUGUGACGUUAGCAGGAACCAAGGACCUGCGUGUGUUCUACCGCACUAAGACCUGGUGGUGUGGUUUUGUUCUGACGUGUCUUGGGGAGGGAGCCAACUUUGUUUCCUAUGCCUUUGCACCCCUCGCUCUCGUAGCACCUCUAAAUGCCGUGUCUGUCCUUACUAGCUCAAUUUUGGGUCUUAUUUUUCUGCGCGAGAAAUCAAAGCCAAAGGACUUUGCGAAGCGCCAUGGACUGGCCUUCCUGGGCUGUAUUUUAACCAUAGGAGGGACAUACCUCUUUGUAGCAUUUGGACCAAACUCUCAUGAAAAGCUCAAAGCAGAGAAUGUCGUGAAGCACUUUGUUGGCUGGCCUGUUCUCUUGUAUCUGCUCCUGGAGAUCAUCACAUUCUGCCUGCUUUUAUACUUCUACAAACAGCGCAGUGCUAACUACCUCAUUAUUAUUCUGAUGCUGGUCGCGUUACUGGGCUCGGUCACAGUCAUCACAGUGAAGGCGGUGUCAGGCAUGUUGGUUCUUACCAUCGAGGGCAACAUGCAGCUGGACUACCCGAUCUUCAGCGUCAUGUUUGUGUGCAUGGUGGCUUCAGUGGUCUUCCAGGCCAGAUUUCUCUCCCAAGCUUGUAAGCUGUAUGACUCCUCUCUGAUUGCCAGUGUCAACUACAUCCUCUCCACCGUCUUAGCCGUGGUAGCUGGCGCUGUGUUUUACUUGGAGUUUAAAAAUGAAGACGUCCUUCACAUCUGCAUGUUUUUGUUGGGAUCUGCAUUCUGUUUCCUUGGGGUCUUUCUCAUCACCAAGAGCAGGAAAAGGACCAAGACCUUUGAGCCAUAUGUCACUAUGGAUAUGGUUAAUGGUGUCCCAACUAUUCAUGACAGGGGCCUGGUUGUUCAGCCUGACACCAACGGUGCUUUCUCCUAUGGAGCUCUGGUCAACAACGAUGGAGUGGCUCCUGCUACUCUACCAGUCAACCUGGAACAACCACCACUUGCCUCCAAAUCCAGCGAUGCAUCUCAUGGCCUGCCCGACCUAAAGAGAGAUUAAAACCAAAUAUUUUCUUUUUCUUUUUUUGUCUUUCAUUCAACUAUCAACAACAUUCAAGGACCUUCAAAGGCCAAAAUGGGCAUGUUCAGUUCUUUUAACAUAUACCCAAGACCAAACCUAAGCCCAGUAGGAGGUGUCCACUAGGUUUUUGACUCUGCCUUUACACUCCUAUUCACAUGCUUUCCUCUCUGAAAUCUCAAAACGUGAAGUGCUCCUUAUUUUGUGAGAAGAUCUCACCUGUAUUCAUUCCAAAAAUCAAUGGAAGAGACCUGAAGCUGCGGAAUCUUGUUGUGGAAUUACAAACGUGCUUAAUAUGACAGCAGAGAUGGUGUUGUGCCUUGAAGCUUACUGCCAUCCUUCUGUGUUAGCUUUGAGAGGUAAGGACUCCCUUCCAGGACUGUUGUUGCUCAUUAAUGGGAACAUACAGGGAUCUGUUCUUUAAUAGAGGACUGUGAAGUAACUCCACAAAUCUUGUCAAAGUUACAUAACGUAGACUUGCCAAUGAAUAUUUUUGUCUUCAAAUAUCUGCCUCUAGCGCUCUCUUACUGUAUACGUAAGCGUUUUAACUCCACAAUUUUGCCUCUGGUUUUUUGGAAUUUCAUUGUAUUACUACUUAUACUGAUGUAAACAAUGGGUGCAGAUGUUGUAAUUUUUGUAAUUUAUUUUUUAAUUUUAAAGUUGGCUUUUAGUAUGCCUUAAACCGUAGCUGUAUACUGGAUCAAUUACUGUAAGGUGGUGCAUAACUUAGGUAGGUGAGUAAAGCGCCACUGUAGCAGUUUUAAAAAAGGCAAGUGUAAUAUGUCAGUGUGUAUUGGAACCAAAAAUCUGAAACCUUUUUAUUAAAAAAUAAAAAA